This is a messenger RNA of Hermetia illucens (black soldier fly), 1378 nucleotides long. It is a transcript of the gene rswl, whose product is annotated as mitochondrial ribonuclease P protein 1 homolog. Gene Ontology annotation, cellular component: mitochondrion; nucleus; nucleoplasm. The record is from RefSeq and is a predicted model, not a curated record. Gene Ontology annotation, biological process: positive regulation of mitochondrial translation; mitochondrial tRNA 5'-end processing. Gene Ontology annotation, molecular function: tRNA binding. Lineage: Eukaryota; Metazoa; Arthropoda; Insecta; Diptera; Stratiomyidae. The transcript has 3 exons. The coding region runs from base 58 to 1284 and encodes 408 amino acids.
UUUAACCUCUCAUUGCAUAGUGAAUCGGUGCUAGUUCCAUAGUUCUCGGCCCCCGCGAUGCUCCGAUCCAUAUUUACUUUAAACAGGAGCCCUCAGGCAGGGCUCCUCCCACUUAUUGCUGGGGCCACUUCGCACUUCCAAGCUGCAAGGAUGGCAUUUCCCCAAUCUUCCCGCAUUGUGUCACAACAGUUAAUUUCUCGAACGAAGGUGGAUUUUGCAGCCAAUGUCCAGACUUCCGGAAAGCAGUCCGACAUUAACGAGGAGAAAAGGCAGAAGAUUAUAGAACUCGAGAUGGAUGUCCUGCGACAAGAAGGGCACAGAGUGCCAGAACCCGAGUUUGUAACUAGCAGCCAUUGGGAACAAAUUCUUUCGUUGAAGAGCAAAUCAGCUCGUCGGAAGUACUAUAGCUACUUGUGGCAAGUGGAGCGGAAAAGGGAGAACAAGGAAGCCAAGAAAGAGGAGCGGAAGCAGAAAGUCGAAGAACGGAGAGCAGCCGAGAGAGAAGCGGUUGAAAAUAAUCAGCAUAUCAUAUACGGACUCGGGCAUACGUCGUUUUUGCUGAGAAUUUAUGAUACAACGAUCAACCACUGGAACAAUAACAAGUUAAUCCAAGCAAUGCAAUUCGGUCCAAAAUUGGUGUUCGACUGUUCAUACGAUGAGUACAUGACCAAAAGAGAAUCGAUAAAUGCGGCAAAGCAACUAAUGUUGUGUUUUGCGACAAACCGGAAUCACACAGAACCAUUCGAUCUUCACUUUUGCAACGUUAACUUCAAUAGCACGACAAUGCAUUAUCUGGAAAAACAUAUUCCAACGAUGCGUGAGCCAGAAUUUCCGUUAAAUCUUCAUGAAGAAUGUUUCACCAAAGUAUUCCCCAAAGAAAAGCUCGUCUAUCUCACGCCCCAUUGCAAAGAAAAUCUCGAAGAAUUCAAUCAUGAUGAUGUCUAUAUCGUCGGUUGUAUGGUAGAUAAGGUGAACAACGAACCUCUAUCACUUGCAAAAGCUAAAAAAUUGGGGCUUAGAAUGGCGCGGCUGCCUUUAGACCGAUAUCUACAAUGGAAGGCAGGGUCUGGAAAGUCACUAACUUUGAACCAAAUGACAGACAUCUUAUUGGAUGUUAAGAAAAAUGGUGAUUGGAAAAAUGCAUUGAGGCAUGUUCCCACUAGAAAAACAUUCGAUUUUUCAACUGCUCCGGUUCGAUCUAAUAGAGUUACUGUAAAGAAAGAGAAUUUAGAUAGGUACAAGUUCAAUAUCGAUACUUGGAGUUCGAAAGUGCGGAAAUAUUAAGGAUGUACUUUACGAUUAGAUCUGUUAAAUGUUUUUUCUUGAUAUAAGGUGUCCCAUACGAAAUGGGAGUUUGUAAAAUACAUAUUCUCGGCUA